AUGCCAGUUGUCACAAUAACUACUCUUUUUAUUUGUCUCUUGCAGCCCUCCUAUUGCGAUUCCAUUCUGAUUUUUGUUUUUCUGCGAUGCGAGACUUUGCCUCAUGGUGUUGGUGUUGGUGUAUGGUGCGACUCGUCUUCCCGACUUUUCUUCUUUUCUCUGUUAAAUCACUUUUCCUGCGAGCGGAUGGGGAUGGCAACCAUGGCAACUGUACGAUUCAAGACCUCAUAG
Molecule: messenger RNA, 231 nt
Organism: Penicillium vulpinum
Lineage: Eukaryota; Fungi; Ascomycota; Eurotiomycetes; Eurotiales; Aspergillaceae
Exons: 2
Coding region: 1-231 (76 amino acids)
Source: RefSeq, a predicted model, not a curated record